Molecule: messenger RNA, 420 nt
Organism: Cariama cristata (Red-legged seriema)
Lineage: Eukaryota; Metazoa; Chordata; Aves; Cariamiformes; Cariamidae
Product: grifin-like
Exons: 4
Coding region: 1-420 (139 amino acids)
Molecular function (GO): carbohydrate binding
Source: RefSeq, a predicted model, not a curated record
AUGGCACUGCGGUUUGAGGCCAUGUACCCAGAGGGGAUGUGUCCUGGCUGGAAGAGACCACUCUCCGUCACUUCUUUCUCUCACUGUCUUAGGUUUGAAAUUAAUUUGCUCUGUGAUCCUGGAGACCAAAUCGCUCUCCACUUUAACCCUCGCUUCUCCAGCUCCAAAAUCGUCUGCAACUCCUUCCUUGCCAGCCACUGGGGGAAGGAAGAGGUCAAUAACACCUUCCCCUUUGAAGCAAAGGAGCCGUUCCAGGUUGAAAUCUACUCUGACCGGGACUAUUUCCACAUUUUCAUCGAUGAAAACAAAAUCUUGCAGUACAAGCAUCGGCAGAAGCAGCUUUCAUCCAUCACCAAACUGCAGAUUCUCAAUGAUAUUGCCAUUUCUUCAGUGGAAAUCACCAAACGAGACCUUUACUAG